AUGUCAGCACGUGGAGGCAAAAUUGUUAUUGCUAGUGUGGCAGUAGUAGCGUCGUGGUUUUUUGGAGUAAAUUUUUGGAAGCCUCUAGUCAUUGAGCAGUUACACAAGGAUGGCAAUCUACGUGACGAUGUUGCCUAUGUCAAGACAACGGAUGAGAUGGACUCAUGGACAGAUUUGAGAAACAAAUGGAAGGCAUUUGUCGAUCCCCAGCACAACUUUUCGGAGGCCGACAAGCAAAGUUUGGAGAAAUUGAAGGAACAUUUGCAAGAAAAUAAGCCUACUGAAAAGACCGACAAGUAA
Messenger RNA from Lodderomyces elongisporus, 300 nucleotides. RefSeq lists its product as uncharacterized. Lineage: Eukaryota; Fungi; Ascomycota; Pichiomycetes; Serinales; Debaryomycetaceae. The transcript is spliced from 2 exons. The record is from RefSeq and is a predicted model, not a curated record. Bases 1 to 300 code for a protein of 99 amino acids.